Molecule: messenger RNA, 648 nt
Organism: Suncus etruscus (white-toothed pygmy shrew)
Lineage: Eukaryota; Metazoa; Chordata; Mammalia; Eulipotyphla; Soricidae
Gene: CLEC3A
Product: C-type lectin domain family 3 member A
Exons: 3
Coding region: 58-648 (196 amino acids)
Source: RefSeq, a predicted model, not a curated record
UGCCCUGUGGUUCUUGCAGACUCCUAGCAAAGUGGCAUUUGGAUUCUCUCAGGAGCCAUGGCACAGAACCGGCUGGUCAUUUGCCUCCUGGUUAUCAUCUUGUUCCUGGACCAGGCCACCAGUCUCCCAACCAAGGUCAAAGCCAGGAAGCACAGCAAGCGUCGAGUCAAAGAGAAGGAUGGAGACCUGAAGACCCAAGUGGAAAAGCUCUGGAGAGAAGUCAACACCUUGAAGGAGAUGCAAGCUCUUCAGACAGUCUGUCUUCGAGGCACCAAAGUUCACAAGAAAUGCUACCUGGCUUCCGAAGGCUCGAAGCACUUCCAUGAGGCCAAUGAGGACUGUAUUUCCAAGGGAGGGACGCUGGUCAUCCCCAGAAACAUGGACGAGAUCAAUGCACUCCGGGACUAUGGCAAGAGAAGCCUGCCGGGGGUCAAUGACUUUUGGUUGGGCAUCAACGACAUGAACACGGAGGGCAAGUUUGUGGAUGUCCAUGGCUUUGCCUUCUCCUUCUCCCAUUGGGACCGAGCCCAGCCUAAUGGGGGCAAGCGAGAGAACUGUGUUCUGUUCUCCCAAUCAGCGCAGGGCAAAUGGAGCGAUGAGGUCUGCCGCAGUAGCAAGCGAUACAUCUGCGAGUUCAUCAUCCCCUAA